Messenger RNA from Anthostomella pinea, 1158 nucleotides. The record is from the annotation of a GenBank genome assembly. Lineage: Eukaryota; Fungi; Ascomycota; Sordariomycetes; Xylariales; Xylariaceae.
AUGUUCAUUAAAGAAGACAGCAGCACAGUGAGAGAUACCGGAUCGCUGAAAGAGAUUAUCAGUCUUUGCGGCUUGUUCCUCACUAUACGUGAGGACAUAGUCUACUUCGUCCACCAGUCGGCAAAGGACUUUUUAAUGAAAGAGGAAACGGUCAUCCUUUCCGCCGAACAACUGCACGACCUGGGCUUCCUUAUUGAGGAUGUCCCUCGACAGAGACCUGACCCAGACCCACUGGCGGCGAUAGGAUACUCCUAUGUCUAUUGGGUCAACCACUUGAUUGAUGCCAGCAAGGCUCCGGGUAUGGACAGCGUACAAGAGUACAGGGCGGCAGACAGGUUCCAGCAGGGAAAGGGUCUCUACUGGAUCGAGUCGUUGAGUUUACUCCGGAGCAUGUCGGAAGGGAUGCUCGCAUUAGACAGGCUGAUACGGCAUUUGCAGGGGCUGUCGGGGGCGUCUGGACUUCAGGCGCUUGUGAAAGACGCCUACUGUCUGUUACAAACCUUCAGGCCGGCAAUCGAGAGCCGACCGCUUCAAGCGUAUAUCUCACUAUUCGUAUUCAGUCCAAUACAGAGCUUAAUGCGAGGUCUAUCUGCGCACAAGGCACCGCGAUGGGUCGAGUGUAAAACAGAGUUAGCGAAACAAUGGAGCGCGUGCGAGGCGAUCCUCGAGGGCCACACUGAUGUCGUCAACUUGGCGGCCUUCUCGGCCGACGGGCGGGACGUCGUCGAGGCGUCGAGGAACCAGACCGUUCGGCUCUGGGACGCGGCCUCGGGCGCGUGCCUUUCUUCGUAUGAGGUCGGUUACACCUCCACCGUCUCGUUUGAUCCGACCGGCACCCUGGUCCACACCGACGCGGGCAACAUUUGUAUAGAGGAUUCGAUUUCUUUGGAUAUCGAUACGCAUCCCCAAAAGCCUGCGCAACAGAAAGACUACAUUCUCAGUCCCGAUGGGGCUUGGAUUCUACAGCAUUCCAGGGAGCGCCUCUGGCUCCCUCCCGAGUACCGGCCAAACAUGCUCUUUCACGAGUACCGGCCAAACAUGCUCUUUCACGAGUACCGGCUAAACGUGUCUGCCGUGUUUACAACAGAGCAAGGCACGAACCUUGUUCUCGGUUGCUCGUCCGGUCGGGUCUAUAACCUUCAUUUGUCACGUUUCUGA